This is a messenger RNA of Papilio xuthus (Asian swallowtail), 1585 nucleotides long. Its product is annotated as probable methyltransferase-like protein 15. The record is from RefSeq and is a predicted model, not a curated record. The coding region runs from base 470 to 1537 and encodes 355 amino acids. Gene Ontology annotation, molecular function: rRNA (cytosine-N4-)-methyltransferase activity. The transcript is spliced from 2 exons. NCBI's taxonomy places the organism in Eukaryota, Metazoa, Arthropoda, Insecta, Lepidoptera, Papilionidae. Gene Ontology annotation, biological process: rRNA base methylation.
CAAAGUCAAACGUCAGUCUAAUGUCAAAUAUUAAUGUCUAUUGAUUAAGGUUAUUUCUAGCUGCCUUAAUUUGUAUGUGUACAUGUAAUAAUUUUCUAAAAUAAAUUUGUAUAAUGAAUAAGCUAUGACUACGCAAUACAAAAAAUUUACAAGACUCAUAGCUAAGUGGCCUCUUGACAGUACAAAGGGCGACAGGGACCUAGGGAAAUUUAUACGUGACAAAGUUAAGGCAGCGUUUGAAACUUCACAGACACAAAAUUUAGAUACAGACUUGUGUAAUCGCCAGUACAAUUCCCUUAACCGUUUAGCUGACAAUUACUAUAAAAACAAGUACAAGAGACUCAAGACCAGUACAGCAACUGGUCUUAACACGGAAGAGUGUAACUUGAUGCUAUCCAAUGAAGUGCUAACUUACUUAAAAGAAGAAAACAAAGGUUUCUUUAAAAAGAUAUUUAACAAAGAUUAAAAAAUGUUACCUCGGCAAUUAAAACAUUUCUAUCGGUACACUUUCAAGCGUAAAAUAAACACAGAAGCUGCACAAUAUAAGGAUCAUGUGCCUGUAAUGUUAAAUGAAGUUAAUAAGUAUUUACAACCUACAAACAAUGAAUUGUACAUAGACAUGACAUUUGGUGCAGGUGGCCACUCUAGACAGUUACUUACAUCUGCCGAUUGUAAGCUAAUAACACUUGAUAGAGACCCUGUGGCAUAUGAAAAGGCUAAAGAACUGUCAAAAGAGUUCCCAAAUAGAGUGAUACCUUUACUUGGAAGGUUCAGUGAGCUGCCAGCACUUUUAAAAGAAAGAAAUAUAAAACAAUCAUCAAUAGACGGUAUACUUUUUGAUUUUGGAUGCUCAUCAAUGCAACUAGAUAAUGGAGAAAGAGGAUUUUCUAUCAGUAAAAAUGGAUAUUUAGAUAUGAGAAUGGAUGCUGGACGAGAUCCAAAUCAAAUAACUGCUAGAGAAGUGUUAGCAACUGCUAAUGAACAAGAGUUGUAUAAAAUUUUCAAAGUGUAUGGUGAAGAGAAAAAGGCCGCAAAAAUUGCACAAACUAUAAUACAAGCUAGAUACAUGAUUAAGAACAUCGAAACAACUAGAGAAUUGGUUGAUAUUGUUGAUUCAUGUUGUCCAAAUGAAUUUAGACUUGAUAAAUUACAAAGACCUCAAUCAAAUGCUACAAAAGUGUUCCAAGCAUUAAGGAUAUUCGUUAAUAAUGAACUAAACGAGAUAAAUUAUGGAAUGGUAUUAUCAAAGUAUUAUUUGAAACUUAACGGUAGACUGGUAACAAUUUGUUUUCAUUCAUUGGAAGAUACAAUAGUAAAAAGACAUAUCGCUGGCAACACUGUUAAUGAUGUAGCCAAUCCUGUACCUUUGAGAUAUUUGAGUCCAACUUUGGUUCAAGACCAAGAUACUAUCAAUCAGUUUUUGGACAGUCCGUGGAAAGCUAUAAAUAAGCAUGUAGAAGUACCAUCUGAUGAUGAAGUGGAGAGGAACCCUAGAAGUAGAAGUGCACGGCUACGAGCCGCUGUCAAAAUUAAAUAGUUUAUUACUUUAUUCAUGUUAGACUAGAAAUAUACAUUUUAUUUUAUA